AUGUUGUUCAAUAACCUUGUUUCGGCGGUCGCCGUGUCUGCUCUUGUGUCAUCAGUUGUUGGCACCUCGUCUCGCAACUCGGCGUUACCCAAGAGGCCCCAUGUUGAAGCUGCCCCUUAUGGUACAGGGAAAGCCUUUCCUGCCUCUCCCGCACGAUCUCGCAAGGACUUCUGUUAUGUCAACGCGGGUAAGGGCAAGAAUGUCGACGAUGCUCCAAGCAUUUUGAAAGCGUUCAAGAAGUGCAACAAAGGAGGCACAAUUGUUCUUGACCAAAAGUACAGCAUUGCCUCGCCACUUGACUUGACAUGGCUCGCUCAUGUCGACGUUAUCAUUACUGGAGAGGUCAACUUCAAGUCCGAUCCCUACUACUGGGCAGACCACAGCUUCAAGUAUGACUUCCAGAACAUGUCCUCGUUCUGGAAGAUUGGUGGCAAGGAUAUCCAUAUUUACGGCGAUCUGACAAAGGGGGAGUCUGUGCUUGAUGGCCAUGGGCAAGCUUACUGGGAAGAGAUGGCUGUCAACAAGACUUUACUCAGACCAAUCCUGUUGACGAUUGAGGACGCACAUGGCCUCACCAUGUCCAACCUGCGAAUGCGCAACCCACCCAACUGGUUCAACAUUAUCAUCAACAGCACCGACGUGUUGAUCAGUGAUUUGGAUCUUGAAGCCAAGAGCUUGAAUGGGGUCAAAAUCGCCAACUCUGAUGGUUGGGAUACUUACCGUUCCGACCGCAUCGUCAUCCAAGACUCUGUUAUCAACAACACAGACGAUUGCGUAUCAUUCAAGCCAAACAGUACAAACGUGGUUGUUCAGAACCUCGUGUGCAAUGGCUCUCAUGGUAUUAGUGUUGGUUCCCUGGGCCAGUACAAGGGCGAGACCGACAUCGUGGAGAAUCUUUACAUCUACAACAUCUCCAUGUCUAAUGCCAGCGAUGGUGCUCGAAUCAAGGUCUGGCCUGGCGUUGAGACUGCCUUCCAGGAUCUUCUGAACGGCGGCGGCGGUCUCGGCCGUGUCAGAAACGUGACAUACGAUACCUUCUACCACGAGAAUAACGACAACGCUAUCACCAUUACUCAGUGUUAUGGUCAGAAGAAUCAGACUUUGUGCAACGAGUUCCCUGCAAACCUGACUAUUGAGGAUGUCACGAUGAAGAACUUCUGGGGAACAGUUUCAACCAAAUACGACCCACGAGCUGGAACUCUCGUUUGCAGUGCACCCGAUCGUUGCAGUAACAUCGUGGCUGAGGAUAUCAGAGUCCAGGUUCCAAGCAAGAAGCCACCGGUCUACGACUGUCAGAACAUUGACACAAGCACUUUGGAUAUUACAUGCCGGGACCCAACCAGUGCCAGGGACACAACGAAUGGAUAG
Fusarium proliferatum ET1 is the source of this 1368-nucleotide messenger RNA. RefSeq lists its product as uncharacterized. The coding region runs from base 1 to 1368 and encodes 455 amino acids. Gene Ontology annotation, molecular function: polygalacturonase activity. The transcript has 6 exons. Lineage: Eukaryota; Fungi; Ascomycota; Sordariomycetes; Hypocreales; Nectriaceae. Gene Ontology annotation, biological process: carbohydrate metabolic process. The record is from RefSeq and is a predicted model, not a curated record.